Molecule: messenger RNA, 1743 nt
Organism: Eutrema salsugineum
Lineage: Eukaryota; Viridiplantae; Streptophyta; Magnoliopsida; Brassicales; Brassicaceae
Product: growth-regulating factor 5
Exons: 4
Coding region: 192-1382 (396 amino acids)
Biological process (GO): DNA-templated transcription; developmental process; regulation of DNA-templated transcription
Cellular component (GO): nucleus
Molecular function (GO): ATP binding
Source: RefSeq, a predicted model, not a curated record
UUAGAGAGAGAGAGGGAGAGAGAUCAAACCAGAGGGAAAAAGUGACAGAGAAAGUGGUCUUCUUUGUCUGUUUCUGUCCGAAACUCAGGAACCCUAGCUAAUCUCUGAAUCUAUCAAGAAAGUUCUUGUUUUUAUACUCUUCUGAUUUUGCUACAUAACCAUUUGAGGAAAGCUAGAGAAGAAGAAGAAAGAUGAUGAGCUUAAGUGGAAGUAGUGAGAGAUCAAUAGAGAGGCCUCCAUUCACACCAACACAAUGGAAAGAACUGGAGCAUCAAGCCCUAAUUUACAAGUACAUGGUCUCUGGUGUUCCUGUCCCACCUGAGCUCAUCUUCUCCAUUAGAAGAAGCUUGGACUCUUCCUUGGUCUCUAGACUCCUCCCUCACCAAUCCCUUGGAUGGGGAUGUUACCAGAUGGGAUUUGGGAGAAAACCAGAUCCAGAACCGGGAAGAUGCAGAAGAACAGAUGGUAAGAAAUGGAGAUGCUCAAGAGAAGCUUACCCAGAUUCCAAGUACUGUGAAAAACACAUGCACAGAGGAAGAAACCGUGCCAGAAAAUCUCUUGAUCAGAACCAGACAACUGCUCCUUUAAAAUCACCGUCUCUCUCUUUCCCCAACAACAACAACCCAAGCCCCACCUUGUCUUCUUCUUCUUCUACUUCCUCUACUUAUUCUGCUUCUUCUUCGUCUCCUUCAAUGGAUGCUUACAGUAACAGCAAUAGGUUCGGCGUUGGUAGUAGUAACACUAGAGGUUACUUCAACAACCAUUCUCUUGAUUAUCCUUACCCUUCUUCUUCACCUAAACAACAACAGCAGCAAACUCUUCAUCAUGCUUCUGCUUUGUCACUUCAUCAAAACACUUCUACUUCUCAGUUCAAUGUCUUAGCCUCUGCAACUGACCCCAAAGACUUCAGAUAUUUGCAAGGGAUUGGAGAGAGAGUUGGAGUUGGGGAGAGAACAUUUUUUCCAGAAGCUUCUAGAAGCUAUCAAGAUUCUCCAUACCAUCAUCACCAACAACCGUUAGCAACAGUGAUGAAUGAUCCGUACCACUGUAGCACUGAUCAUAAGGUUGAUCAUCAUCACACAUACUCAUCGUCGUCAUCAUCUCAACAUCAUCAUUAUCAUGAUGAUCAUCGACAACAGCAACAACAACAACAACAGUGUUUCGUUUUGGGCGCCGACAUGUUCAACAAACCCACAAGAAGUACUGUCUUCGCAAACACAUCGAGACAAGAUCAUCAAAAUCAAGAAGAGGAGGAGAAAGAUUCAUCGGAAUCGAAGAAGUCUCUUCAUCAUUUCUUUGGUGAGGACUGGGCGCAGAACAAGAACAGUUCAGAUUCUUGGCUUGACCUUUCUUCCCACUCAAGACUCGACACUGGUAGCUAAUUAAGGCCAGAUAGCAUCAAUGAUGGAUCUGCACCAGCACACACAAGUUCGAAAUGUUGAAGGGUCACAUUUCACAUCUAUUUCCGUGGAACAUUGAGACAAGACACUGUUUGCAGAGACCUAUAUCUUUACAUUUAUGUAUCUCUCUCUCUCUCUCUCUAUCUCUCUCUAUGUGUGUGUGUUUGUUAGGUCCAUCAAGAAAAGUGAUCCGACAUAUAUAUCUGUGUGUGUUUCUCUUGCUUUCUCCGGCUACUAUUUUCUUCCAAGAUAUCGUUUUUAUUUUACUGUAGCUGAAAGCAACAAAAGGAAACGUGACUUUUGUGAGGGGCUAAUGCUACAUAUGUAUAUUGGUUUCUUUCUU